Messenger RNA from Syzygium oleosum, 1604 nucleotides. Its product is annotated as nicotinamide adenine dinucleotide transporter 1, chloroplastic-like. Gene Ontology annotation, biological process: NAD transmembrane transport. The transcript has 9 exons. Lineage: Eukaryota; Viridiplantae; Streptophyta; Magnoliopsida; Myrtales; Myrtaceae. The record is from RefSeq and is a predicted model, not a curated record. The coding region runs from base 387 to 1454 and encodes 355 amino acids. Gene Ontology annotation, molecular function: NAD transmembrane transporter activity.
CAUCGAUUUCUUCGACUCCUUCUUCCUCUUCUUCUUCUUCUUCUUCUUCUUCGUAGUUGCCGAAACGCGACGCGUUCCUGUCCUUCCCUCGUCAAUCGGAAUUCCCUCGUUCUUCCUCUCUCUCUCUCCCCCCGUUCAACAAAACGGCGUCUUGCCGUCGUCUUCUGCCAUAGAGACCGAAUCGAACGUGUCCAACCCUUCAAACAAGUCCUUUCCCCCAAAUUUCCCCUCUCUUUCUCCUCGUCUCUCCGCGCGCGCGCGCUUGUUGUUAUAUAUGUGGAGGAAUCGGACCGGUAUAGCCAAGCUCGUGGGCAGAUCUGCGAUGCAAUUUGGCUUCCGGUUCUUGAAUUCGUCGGGAUUCUUCUGAAGGCGGGGGCUCUGAGGAUAUGACCGGCGCUUCGCAUGUCGCCGGCGGUGGCGGUACAACUCGAGAUUUCCUCUGCCAUGCCGGUGCCGGUGCAGCUGCGGGUUCUAUUGCGGCCACCUUUGUUUGUCCCUUGGAUGUUAUCAAGACGAGACUGCAGGUCCAUGGCGUCCCUACUGGUCACAAAGGAAGCAUUAUAAUCACAAGCCUACAGAACAUAAUAAAGCAGGAAGGCGUGAAGGGACUGUACCGUGGUCUCUCACCAACAAUUCUGGCUCUUCUUCCGAACUGGGCUGUCUACUUCACAGUUUACGAGAAACUUAAGGGGCUAGUCCAUUCACAUGAUGAUAAUGGCAAUCAAGUAAGCACGGGUGCCAACAUUAUAGCUGCUGCGGGGGCUGGAGUUGCCACAGCACUCACUACAAAUCCUUUAUGGGUUGUAAAAACCAGACUCCAAACACAGGGUAUGAGGCCAGAUGUGGUUCCAUAUGCAAGUGUACCUUCUGCUUUAAGGAGGAUUGCACGUGAGGAAGGUCUCCGUGGUUUGUAUAGUGGCAUUCUCCCAUCAUUGGUAGGAAUAAGCCAUGUCGCAAUUCAGUUUCCAGCAUAUGAGAAGAUCAAAUGUUACAUAGCAAAAAAAGAUAAUACAACUGUCGAUCAACUUAGUCCCGGAAGUGUAGCAAUUGCCUCCUCAAUAUCUAAGCUCCUUGCCUCCAUCAUGACUUAUCCACACGAGGUGGUACGUUCCCGGUUGCAAGAGCAGGGACAUGGAGCUAAGGUUCGGUAUAUGGGAGUUAUUGAUUGUGUCAAGAAAGUGUUUCGGAAGGAGGGUAUUCCUGGGUUCUAUCGAGGCUGUGCUACAAAUUUACUGAGGACUACUCCAUCUGCCGUCAUUACAUUUACCAGUUACGAGAUGAUACAUAGAUUUUUAAUACAAGUACUACCUCCAGAUGAAAAACAUUCGCGGUCCCAUCCCCAUUCGCAAUCCCAUCCCCAACCAGAAACCCAAGGAACUAAAGAGGGAGUGAAUAGUGGUGUCUCAAAACAAUCGCAGGCCCACUCACGUAAGCCAACCCACAUAGUUCCGUAGGGAAAGAAAGAGCAGCUAACAGCAUAAGUUCAUUAGAUUUUCUGAUGUAUUCCAUUUUCUGAUUUUGAUAAUUUUUUUUAUGUUUUACAAAAUUGUAGUGCUUAAUUGAAAUGCGGAGGUGAAUAAAAGAAUAAUCUUUUUGUUGUUUUA